Messenger RNA from Peronospora matthiolae, 243 nucleotides. NCBI's taxonomy places the organism in Eukaryota, Oomycota, Peronosporomycetes, Peronosporales, Peronosporaceae. The record is from the annotation of a GenBank genome assembly.
AUGAGUUUGAAGAUGAUCACCCAAGAUGUCCUGCAAGCUGCCAUCGUGCGUGUUCUCAAAAAACACGUCGUGAUCUCAGCCCAACUGAUGAGUUACCGAGUGCUGAUUCACCAGUUCGUGCCCACCGCCAGUGCAAUCAAGCAGUGUCGAGUUCUCGUGCAGGGUAUUUGCGCCGUCACGAAGUCGACCAGGCCCCAGGGUGAACAUUUACGUGGCCUAAGCCAAGCAGACAAGGUGUUGUAA